This is a messenger RNA of Symphalangus syndactylus (siamang), 4590 nucleotides long. It is a transcript of the gene LRP8, whose product is annotated as LDL receptor related protein 8. NCBI's taxonomy places the organism in Eukaryota, Metazoa, Chordata, Mammalia, Primates, Hylobatidae. Gene Ontology annotation, cellular component: plasma membrane; signaling receptor complex; apical plasma membrane. Gene Ontology annotation, molecular function: hormone binding; Wnt-protein binding; Wnt receptor activity. The record is from RefSeq and is a predicted model, not a curated record. Gene Ontology annotation, biological process: canonical Wnt signaling pathway; receptor-mediated endocytosis.
GAGCCCGCCCCGCCGCCGAGCGUCACCGAACCUGCUUGAAAUGCAGCCGAGGAGCCGGGGCGGGCGGCAGCGGCGGCGGCGGCGGCGGCGGGGGCAGCGGCAGCCCCGGCGCCGCGGCAAGGACUCAGAGGACUGAGGAGCGGCGGCGGCGGCGCGGGGAGCGCGGGGCGCGGCGGCCGGAGCCCCGGGCCCGCCAUGGGCCGCCCCGAGCCGGGCGCUCUCCGGCCCCUGGCGCUGCUGCUGCUGCUGCUGCUGCUGCGGCUCCAGCAUCUCGCGGCGGCAGCGGCUGAUCCGCUGCUCGGCGGCCAAGGGCCGGCCAAGGAGUGCGAGAAGGACCAAUUCCAGUGCCGGAACGAGCGCUGCAUCCCCUCUGUGUGGAGAUGCGACGAGGACGAUGACUGCUCAGACCACAGCGACGAGGACGACUGCCCCAAGAAGACCUGUGCAGACAGUGACUUCACCUGUGACAACGGCCACUGCAUCCACGAGCGGUGGAAGUGUGAUGGCGAGGAGGAGUGUCCUGAUGGCUCCGAUGAGUCCAAGGCCACUUGCACCAAGCAGGUGUGUCCUGCAGAGAAGCUGAGCUGUGGACCCACCAGCCACAAGUGUGUACCUGCCUCGUGGCGCUGCGACGGGGAGAAGGACUGCGAGGGUGGAGCGGAUGAGGCCGGCUGUGCUACCUUGUGCGCCCCGCACGAGUUCCAGUGCGGCAACCGCUCGUGCCUGGCCGCCGUGUUCGUGUGCGACGGCGACGACGACUGUGGUGACGGCAGCGAUGAGCGCGGCUGUGCAGACCCGGCCUGCGGGCCCCGCGAGUUACGCUGCGGCGGCGAUGGCGGCGGCGGCGCCUGCAUCCCGGAGCGCUGGGUCUGCGACCGCCAGUUUGACUGCGAGGACCGCUCGGACGAGGCAGCCGAGCUCUGCGGCCGCCCGGGCCCCGGGGCCACGUCCGCGCCCGCCGCCUGCGCCACCGCCGCCCAGUUCGCCUGCCGCAGCGGCGAGUGCGUGCACCUGGGCUGGCGCUGCGACGGCGACCGCGACUGCAAAGACAAAUCGGACGAGGCCGACUGCCCACUGGGCACCUGCCAUGGGGACGAGUUCCAGUGUGGGGAUGGGACAUGUGUCCUUGCAAUCAAGCGCUGCAACCGGGAGCAGGACUGUCCAGAUGGGAGUGAUGAAGCUGGCUGCCUACAGGUUCCGCCAACAUUCCUGGGAAACAGGAGGAGGCCCAGGGGGCUGAACGAGUGUCUGCACAACAAUGGCGGCUGCUCACACAUCUGCACUGACCUCAAGAUUGGCUUUGAAUGCACGUGCCCAGCAGGCUUCCAGCUCCUGGACCAGAAGACCUGUGGCGACAUUGAUGAGUGCAAGGACCCAGAUGCCUGCAGCCAGAUCUGUGUCAAUUACAAGGGCUAUUUUAAGUGCGAGUGCUACCCUGGCUACGAGAUGGACCUACUGACCAAGAACUGCAAGGCUGCUGCUGGCAAGAGCCCAUCCCUAAUCUUCACCAACCGGCACGAGGUGCGGAGGAUCGACCUGGUGAAGCGGAACUAUUCACGCCUCAUCCCCAUGCUCAAGAAUGUCGUGGCACUAGAUGUGGAAGUUGCCACCAAUCGCAUCUACUGGUGUGACCUCUCCUACCGUAAGAUCUAUAGUGCCUACAUGGACAAGGCCAGUGACCCGAAAGAGCAGGAGGUCCUCAUUGACGAGCAGUUGCACUCUCCAGAGGGCCUGGCAGUGGACUGGGUCCACAAGCACAUCUACUGGACUGACUCGGGCAAUAAGACCAUCUCAGUGGCCACAGUUGAUGGUGGCCGCCGACGCACUCUCUUCAGCCGUAACCUCAGCGAACCCCGGGCCAUCGCUGUUGACCCCCUGCGAGGGUUCAUGUAUUGGUCUGACUGGGGGGACCAGGCCAAGAUUGAGAAAUCUGGGCUCAACGGUGUGGACCGGCAAACACUGGUGUCAGACAAUAUCGAAUGGCCCAACGGAAUCACCCUGGAUCUGCUGAGCCAGCGCUUGUAUUGGGUAGACUCCAAGCUACACCAACUGUCCAGCAUUGACUUCAGUGGAGGCAACAGAAAGAUGCUGAUCUCCUCCACUGACUUCCUGAGCCACCCUUUUGGGAUAGCUGUGUUUGAGGACAAGGUGUUCUGGACAGACCUGGAGAAUGAGGCCAUUUUCAGUGCAAAUCGUCUCAAUGGCCUGGAAAUCUCCAUCCUGGCUGAGAACCUCAACAACCCACAUGACAUUGUCAUCUUCCAUGAGCUGAAGCAGCCAAGAGCUCCAGAUGCCUGUGAGCUGAGUGUCCAGCCUAAUGGAGGCUGUGAGUACCUGUGCCUUCCUGCUCCUCAGAUCUCCAGCCACUCUCCCAAGUACACGUGUGCCUGUCCUGACACAAUGUGGCUGGGUCCAGACAUGAAGAGGUGCUACCGAGCACCUCAAUCUACCUCAACUACGACGUUAGCCUCUACCAAGACGAGGACAGUACCUGCCACCACAAGAGCCCCUGGGACCACCGUCCACAGAUCCACCUACCAGAACCACAGCACAGAGACACCAAGCCUGGCAGCUGCAGUCCCAAGCUCAGUUAGUGUCCCCAGGGCUCCCAGCAUCAGCCCAUCUACCCUAAGCCCUGCAACCAGCAACCACUCCCAGCACUCUGGGAAUGAAGACAGUAAGAUGGGCUCAACAGUCACUGCCGCUGUUAUCGGGAUCAUCGUGCCCAUAGUGGUGAUAGCCCUGCUGUGCAUGAGUGGAUACCUGAUCUGGAGAAACUGGAAGCGGAAGAACACCAAAAGCAUGAAUUUUGACAACCCAGUCUACAGGAAAACAACAGAAGAAGAAGAUGAAGAUGAGCUCCAUAUAGGGAGGACUGCUCAGAUUGGCCAUGUCUAUCCUGCAGCAAUCAGCAGCUUUGAUCGCCCACUGUGGGCAGAGCCCUGUCUUGGGGAGACCAGAGAACUGGAAGACCCAGCCCCUGCCCUCAAGGAGCUUUUUGUCUUGCCGGGGGAACCAAGGUCACAGCUGCACCAACUCCCGAAGAACCCUCUUUCCGAGCUGCCUGUCGUCAAGUCCAAGCGAGUGGCAUUAAGCCUUGAAGAUGAUGGACUACCCUGAGGAUGGGAUCACCCUCUUCGUGCCUCAUGGAAUUCAGUCCCAUGCACUACACUCUGGAUGGUGUAUGACUGGAUGAAUGGGUUUCUAUAUAUGGGUCUGUGUGAGUGUAUGUGUGUGUGUGAUUUUUUUUAAAAUUUAUGUUGCAGAAAGGUAACCACAAAGUUAUGAUGAACUGCAAACAUCCAAAGGAUGUGAGAGUUUUUCUACGUAUAAUGUUUUAUACACUUUUUAACUGGUUGCACUACCCAUGAGGAAUUCGUGGAAUGGCUACUGCUGACUAACGUGAUGCACAUAACCAAAUGGGGGCCAAUGGCACAGUUCCUUACUCAUCAUUUAAAAACUAUAUUUACAGAAGAUGUUUGGUUGCUGGGGGGCUUUUUUAGGUUUUGGGGCAUUUGUUUUUUGUAAAUAAGAUGAUUAUGCUUUGUGGCUAUCCAUCAACAUAAGUAAAAAAAAAAAAAAACACUUCAACUCCCUCCCCCAUUUAGAUUAUUUAUUAACAUAUUUUAAAAAUCAGAUGAGUUCUAUAAAUAAUUUAGAGAAGUGAGAGUAUUUAUUUUUGGCAUGUUUGGCCCACCACGCAGACUCUGUGUGUGUAUGUGUGUGUUUAUAUGUGUAUGUGUGUGACAGAAAAAUCUGUAGAGAAGAGGCACAUCUACGGCUACUGUUCAAAUACAUAAAGAUAAAUUUAUUUUCACACAGUCCACAAGGGGUAUAUCUUGUAGUUUUCAGAAAAGCCUUUGGAAAUCUGGCUCAGAAAAUAGAUACCAUGGUUUGUGCAAUUAUGUAGUAAAAAAGGCAAAUCUUUUCACCUCUGGCUAUUCCUGAGACCCCAGGAAGUCAGGAAAAGCCUUUCAGCUCACCCAUGGCCGCUGUGACUCCUACCAAGGCUUUCUUGGCUUUGGCAAAGGUCAGUGUACAGACAUUCCAUGGUACCAGAGUGCUCAGAAACUCAAGAUAGAAUAUUCCUCACCCUCAGCUACUCCUUGUUUUAAAGUUCAGCUCUUUGAGUAACUUCUUCAAUUUCUUUCAGGACACUUGGGUUGAAUUCAGUAAGUUUCCUCUGAAGCACCCUGAAGGGUGCCAUCCUUACAGAGCUAAGUGCAGACAUUUCCAGAACAGCCCAAGUUUACUAUAGAGACAGACCCAGGCACUGAACGUCUAGGACAUGCUGUGGAUGAGGAUAAAGAUGGUGGAAUAGGUUUUAUUACAUCUCUUAUUUCUCUUUUCCCCUUACUCUCUACCAUUUCCUUUAUGUGGGGAAACAUUUUAAGGUAAUAAAUAGGUUACUUACCAUCAUAUGUUCAUAUAGAUGAAACUAAUUUUUGGCUUAAGUCAGAACAACUGGCCAAAAUUGAAGUCAUAUUUGAGGGGGGAAAUGACAUACGCAAUAUUAUAGUAUAUUGGAUAUUUAUGUUCACACAGGAAUUUGGUUUACUGCUUUGUAAAUAAAAGGAAAAACUCUGGGUA